This is a messenger RNA of Arachis duranensis, 1919 nucleotides long. Its product is annotated as vesicle-associated protein 2-1. The record is from RefSeq and is a predicted model, not a curated record. NCBI's taxonomy places the organism in Eukaryota, Viridiplantae, Streptophyta, Magnoliopsida, Fabales, Fabaceae. Gene Ontology annotation, cellular component: plasma membrane; endoplasmic reticulum membrane. Bases 1489 to 1767 code for a protein of 92 amino acids. Gene Ontology annotation, biological process: endoplasmic reticulum membrane organization. The transcript is spliced from 7 exons.
GAGGGAGAAAGGGAAAACAGAGAACUAGAGAAGGGAGAAGGGGGAGCUCGAGGGAGAAGAGGGGAAGAGAAGAGGGGAAGAGAGGAUGGGACGACGCGGCUGGGUCCUUCCCGCCGUCACCGUUGUCGUUGAGGUGCCGAAGGAGAGAGAGAUUUGCUUUGCAGAGGCAUUGAGGGAGAGAGGGUGCCGCGCUCUGCUGCUGAUCCGCCACCGAACUGCCGCACGCGGGGAGCCAUUGCCAUCGCGGAGAGAGAAGCGUCGCCGUUGAGCCAGAGCCGCCGCUGGGGGUUCUUCGCCGUCACCGUCUUCGUCAUCCUCACGAGCUGUAGCGCCGCACAGUCCAGCCACCGUGACCUCCAUAGAGCCACCGUCGUUGCGCUGUUCCGCCGUCACCGCUGUUGCCCUAGAGCUCGCCGUCGUCAUUGAGCAGGACGGAGAUGAAAGAGAGCGCGAGCGAGAGAACAGAGAGUCUUAUUGAAGACCUCCCUUUGAAGGUGUCAAGUGUACAACCUGUAGACUCUGCUUCUAAUGAAAAAUUUGAAUCUCUGAGACUUAAUAAGUAUGUUCCAUCGUGCAUUCAACCUCUGGAAGUCAUGAUUCAGGGAUUGUGGCACGGGAUAGAUUUAUUGGCUUGGAUCGAGGAUUUGGGUCCAAUGCUGUGAAAAACUUACCAAACAGCAGAUUCUGUGAUCUUUUAUUUCAUUAUAGUUUCAAUCUUUAUCAUGAUGUUAAUAUAUUUUUUUGGUGUCAAUCUUUUAUGCUGUCAUAUAUGAUAAGUCACAAGAUUGUCUUGAGCAGAUUUUGUGAUCUUUUUUUCUUAUUAUUUUUUUGUCUUGAGCAUCAUAUAUGAUAAGUCACAAGAUUGUCUUUAUGUGUUUGAAUAUUUGGAUCAUUUUAUUAUCAAAUAUUUACUUUCUAAUUCUCUCAUUUGAAUAUAUGGUUUGCUUCAUUUUUGCAUAUAACUUGGUUCCUAUUCAAAGUUAGUAUGUUGAUGAAUUUCAGGAUACAAAGUUUUGGUAUGUUGAUAGGUGAAAAAUAUUGGGUGAUUCCAAGGAAUGUGAUGAUGCAUAUUCGCCCGGAAGGGUAGGACUUCCGUUAGGCAAAAGGAGAAAUGGUGGCUUCCAUCUCCUAAGCUUCCACCAAAUGGAUUGUGCGAGGAUGAUAGGAAAAGGUUGCAGCAGUGCAGGAAUUGUACAAAUCAGAUAUUAAAGGCUACCAUGGCAAUCCAGAUUAAAUGAAGAGGUUGGAAGUGUUCAAGCAGCUGCUUCUCAAAGAGAAGCUGAUUUAAGAGCUUGAGAAAGAGUUACAACUUGCACAGGAAACUAUUGCUAACCAAGUAUUUGUAUGGAUUCAUCUUAGACUAGUUUUUGAAGGACUUAUAGUUGUACUUAUUAAUUACAAGGCUUAAUAAGAAUUCAGUGAACCAUUAAGAUAUGCUUUUAAGCCAUUUUUACUUCUUAUGUUUCUAGAGCGCAUUAUUAUGGAUUCAUGGUUCUCCCUGUUUGGCAAAUCGAAGAGCACAUUAGGCAACAUAAUGCUCUAAUAUAUGUUGAGCUGGAGAAGCAAUCAUUUUGUGAUCUUAAAGUUGUGAAUAACAAAGAGAACUAUGUUGCUUUCAAGGUCAAGACCACUUCACCAAAGAAGUACUUUGUACGGCCUAACACUGGUGUUAUACAGCCCUGGGACUCGUGUAUCAUCAGAGGUGUUGAGCUUUCAAAUGGUAAAGUGGCUGAAAAAAAGUUCUCGAGCGUUGAGAAGAAAGAAUAGCAAUACCAGAAACAAUUUAUCCUAGCAGAGUCUAAGUUGUAUUGCUCUCACGCCUAUGGAAUUAGUGUCUAUUUAGUGUUAGUGUAUAUAUCACCAUGUAUAAAACUAAGAUUGAGACACAUGUAUUCACUCAACUAUAUUGAUAUGUUAGC